Molecule: messenger RNA, 3218 nt
Organism: Etheostoma cragini (Arkansas darter)
Lineage: Eukaryota; Metazoa; Chordata; Actinopteri; Perciformes; Percidae
Gene: ppp1r2
Product: protein phosphatase 1, regulatory (inhibitor) subunit 2
Exons: 6
Coding region: 230-880 (216 amino acids)
Biological process (GO): regulation of signal transduction
Molecular function (GO): protein phosphatase inhibitor activity
Source: RefSeq, a predicted model, not a curated record
CCCGCUGAUUUUACCUUGCCCCACCAACCGGAGAGUAGACCAUGCUGAACCACCAGUGUAGAUAGGAUCCUGCACAUGUUUCUCUUGAGUUUUUGGAAAAGCACUGAGUUAUGACGGGGAGUAUGUUGACAGCCGAACCUGUCUUUGGUAAUUAGCAAAGUCACUGAAAUCACAGCAUUAGAAAAUCAGUUGUAGAGAAAUAGUUUCGCCUGACAGUUAGUGUGUGGCGAUGGCAACUUCCCGGCGUCCGAUAAAAGGCAUCCUGAAAAACAAGAAUAGCGGUACAGAAGUCAAAUCGCUGCCAGAAGACGUACCAGGAGACAGUCCUGAACAAGCCCCUGUGCUCUCGGAAGAGGACCAACAGAAGAAAUCACAGAAAUGGGAUGAGAUGAACAUCCUGGCCACGUACCAUCCGGCCGACAAAGACUAUGGCCUGAUGAAGAUUGAUGAACCCAGCACACCUUACAACAGGAUGGUGGGGGAAGACGAAGAUGAAGGGGCGCUGAGUGACUCGGAAGGCCAUAGUGGACUCGCUGCUGACGACCUGGCAUCAAAGCUAGUGGCAGCCGAGGGCUCAGAGCCUCGCUUCAUGAAGGAAGAAGAAGAAGAAGACGACGAAGAAAGCAGUGAGGAGGAGGCCGAGGACCUGACUCCUGAAGAGCAAGCCAAAAAGACUCAUUUUCAGAUGAUGAGAAAGAUGCACUACAACGAGGGCCUGAACAUCAAGCUGGCCCGCCAGCUCAUUGCCAGCGAGCUAGAAGAAGAGGAGGAUGAAGACGAAGAGAUGAGGGACGACACAGAAGAGGCGAGGGAAGACACCGAGGAGACGGAGGAGAUCAGUGUUGACCCGCCACAGGAAGCUGAUUCUCUGGACUCGUAGAUGAGGCUUCUCCCCCACCUUCAGCCCUGUGUGUCGGCUCCAGAUCCAGACAGACAAUACCAAUGCACUCUUGGGAUUUUAAUGCUGGGCCGCACAGCAGACACCGCUUCACCACCGCUAUAACAAACAGCCAUAACCUCCCGGUCACCUGUCUGUAUUCUACUGUUCGUCAGAACUGUGCAAUAUAACCUUCAAACACUCUGGAUUUUAACUCCCAGAAUCAGUUAAAACACACAAGAGAAGACUGCUGCUCCCUUCUCCCCUCUCCUGUUGCCAAGAAUUUCCUCUCCUACCUCCUCUGGACUGGCAUCGCACUGAAGAAUUUAACAUUCUGACUCUGAAAGGAGGAUCAAGGCCGUCUAAAAACAAACAAAAAAAAACCUGUCGGAUACCAGGAUGUGCGUCUGGCCGCUCCAGUCUUUCUGCGGGCCACAGAGCCAGUACGUCAGCCCUGGAGGAAGCCAGGGGAAACCCCACGGCCCACUAAAGGCAUAUCUGAGACAUGAUGACAGCUCUCAUACGCACGUCAGGCGGCUUUUAUUUCUGUUUUGCUUUGUGACCACCACUAUGUUGCAUUUUUUUUGCCCUUCAGUACAUUUUGUGGUAAAGUUGGAAGCCGUGAUGACAGUUAGGUUGAUGUCUUUGUUUUACCUGGUAAUUCAGGUAAGCUAUUCAUAGUGGCAUAAGAGUCUUAUGAUCAUUUAAGCACCAUGUGUUAGUCUCUAAUAGUACAAGACAACAUGAGCUAUAUAAUCCAAAUUUCAUUAUAAAAAAACAUCCAAUUUUGACAAUACUUACUAUUUAUUGACACAUGUAGGCUGUGGUGUCUCACUUUGAUGCUUGCGGUCAACUGUAUCAACUGUAUGGCUUUUUGCUCAUGCAGCAAUUUAAAUGCUGAGUUUGCUACAAACUCAGCAUUUAAAUUGAUUUGCUGAAGGAAAGAUUACAGGACAAGCUGGUAAUAAACAUUUCCAAAUGUUUAGUCAAGACUGAGUCAGGCUCUUUUGUUUUUCCUGGCCACAGCAGUAAGGUAACACAUUUUAUCUUUUUAACGAGUUACAGCUUUAAGCAGCAGGCUCUUGUGUAGAUCUGACAAAGAAGAUUCACAAGACAGUUUGUGAGUACAUUAUUUCGGGGAAGGCACAAUCAUUUAGUUUGUCAUAAUUUUUCACCAGUCUUCAUUACAAUGUUAUUUAAUGUUGUCAGAUCUACUUAAGUGUCUUGCACGAUGCAGCUUGGGAAUGUGAACGUUUUUGAUGCUACUGACUUUAUGUAACACAGAUGUUGGCAGUGAAGUUCACCAGUAGGGCUUAUUUGAGGCAUCUGAGGACUUUUGUAAUGUCUGGGGUUUCUUCAAGUCUCAGUAAAGUUACUAACAAGUCUUAAACAAUUCUUAGAUUUGAAAGUAUUAUGGGAAAAAGACUGAUCCUGGAGCAACCUAAAUUGCACUCCUAAAGUAAUUGACUGUCUUCUUGGGGUCUUUCUUUCUAGGCAAGUAUUCUCAGCUACACACUGUAUUACUUCACUAGACAGUCGAAUGAAGAACCCAACGGUCUGAGAGAAAAGUACGUGGGAACCCUGAAUAUGUCUUGUGUUGUGAUCUCUUAAUUUUCUUCUGACCUUUUAAUUCCUCACUGUGGUUGAAAGGGUUGAGCUUUGUAUUAAGGAAAUACAAAAGAUCAUAGACCAACAAUAGGACUUCUGCAAUCUCCUUGUAGUUGAUUUGCUUCUUGUAGUUUAGUAUUUGGUGGUGGUUUUUUUUCUCCGUGAUAGAGGUUGAAGCAAUUUCAUUUCGGCCAUUUCCACCAACCAACCAGGUCAUACCUAGCAUUUCAUUAUCACACUGUUAUUGUAGAGAAACAGGAAUAUGUCUGGAAAUACAGAUGUUGACGAUAUCGUUGUCUUCUAUUGUGUCCACUGAAUUUGUGAGCAGAUAUAAAAGACAACUGCAGAGAAACUGAGAUGAUUUGUUCUCGCUUAAGUCAAAAGGACAAAAUCGUCCAAAACGUGACUGACUUGACCCCCCCGUAGGUGGUCAUUAACAGUCGAAUGUGCCUCUUAUGUAUUUAUGUACAAGUGUGUAAAAUGAACAGGCUAUGCUCCGUGUUACGGUUUCUUUUGCCUCCCGUGUUCACUGUCUCACUUUUUGUUACUGCACCACUUCUGCCCUGUUUGGUUUGAUUUCUAAGGAUGACAAACUGUUGAGCACUGUGUCUGUCUCAAACAUGACAUGGAUGUUAACAUGUUUUGGUAUUUCCAGUUUGCAUGUCUUUAAUCAUCAGAUUGUAUGUUCAGUUUGGGUUUUGUCUCCUAUCAUUAAAUAAACGUUGUUAGAAAC